Paraglomus brasilianum is the source of this 1290-nucleotide messenger RNA. NCBI's taxonomy places the organism in Eukaryota, Fungi, Glomeromycota, Glomeromycetes, Paraglomerales, Paraglomeraceae. The record is from the annotation of a GenBank genome assembly.
AUGUCGGAAAAUAACCAAGUCUCUGCUACCCAUCGUUCUAAUCAUACACAACAACCGCCAACGUCGAUUAUGGUGCCAGGACAGAGUAUGGACCCGAUACCCUCCUAUCGACCUACGAUAUAUACUCCUAUUGUGACCACACCAUCGAUAGUAUUACCUCGUGUUGGAAUAGUCCCAACGACACCACAGACGCCAAUCACAGCGACACCUAAUCAAUCGCGAAUUAUGGGCCAACCUAUACCAAGAGCGGAAGAAAAAAUAGAUAUAGCGACUUUAACUGACGCCAUGUCUUUUACGGGCGUAGAUCUAAAGGAAGAAUCGGACAUUAUUCUGAGAGAAAAUGAAAUACUACAGCAUCGUCAGUCGUUCGCUGCAGUACCGGACAGAGAUCGAUCAAGAUUACAGAGUUUCCUGAACCAGAUAAAACUAAGGAGUAUUGUCAAUAAGAUUGCAAAGAUACAGAAACUAAGCGUACACGAAGACGUCUACGCAUACCUUGCACUUGCUACUCAAGAGAGAAUUAGGUCGCUACUUGAAGAAAUGAUUAUUGUUAAAAACCAUCGAACACUCGCGGAUCAUACACACCAACCACCACUCGAUGAUAAUAAUCAGCCAAUGUAUAAACAUGUGAUAUCACAAGACGUUCGUUCUCAAUUACAUGCUAUUCAAAAAGUAGACGCCGAACAAGAACGCAGACGUCAUGAAAUAAUAUCCGAUCGACAACGUCGAGACCAGCCAGACAAGGGCGACGAUGGUAAUGAAGACAGGCUAGACGAAGGUUCGGGCUUACCACUGAAAAAGAAAAGACGCAAAGAAUCUGUCAAAGAAGGCUCUAAACAUCUGAGUGAAGAUGUAAUGAAAAAAAUCACAAAUCAAACAGCCCUAACAGCCGCUGGUGGUUUAACCAAAAGCUGGAUGUUACAGGCGACAAGCGAACCAACAUUACCUUCUCCAUCACCUACAGCAUCUUUGUCGACGACACCAGUACAGACACCGACAUCGACCAUACCAAGCACAUCACAAUCUACGACGUUAACGUCUAAGGCUCGGGUUCGUGGUCGCCCUUCUGCUGUGCGUGGAGGGAGGUCAUUAUCGAGUGGUAGAUUAAUACCAAGAGAUUCAGCAGCAAAUGUUACAGCACUUGCACCACCACCGCGUCAUGCAAACAGCACUGCAACUAGAGUGACGGUAAAAGAUGCGUUGUUUGUUCUAGAGAGAGACCGUGGUGGUGGAGGCUUGGGUAGUGCGCAAAAUGUUCUCAUGAAGAGCUAUGUGAAAUGGUUAAGGUAG